UGUCUGUACUAUGUUUCGUAUGCUCUCUCUCUCUCUCUCUCUAUGCUUUACCCCUUCCAGCUCAUGCCAAUAAUAACUCAUCGUAAAGUGAGGCUUUUCCACUGCCAUGCUCGUUGCUCCCCAGGCCUGAGCCAAGUGUUUUCGGUUCGGCGUCGUUUAAUGCUUCACCUUUCUCUUUCGUCAGCUUUCUUAGCAAUUAAACGGGUGUAUCUUUUGUUUCUCUUUUUCUGGAAUUCAGAGCUGCUUCAGUGUUUGGCUGAUUCUUGAAGAUGUUUGGGUUCUCUCGUCGGCGCAUGAAACUUGGGAGAUUAAAGGUCCAGCUUUCCGACAAUCCUCAGGGAACUAGAAGUCCUAUAAGGCAGCUCAAGCGAAAUGGCAACUCCAAUGCUGAGGGAGUUGCUGGGACAGAUGGUCAUCCUGAUGAACCUGAUGGCCAACGUUCAUCUGCUGUGCCUGAGAUUAGUAAUUGUACGCCAAGCAACUCAGAACAUUGGAUGGUGUUGUCAAUCUCAGGGAAUAAGCCCACUCCUAGAUCCAAUCAUGCAGCAGCUGUCGUUGGGAAUAAGAUGAUAGUGGUUGGUGGUGAAUCUGGUAAUGGAUUGUUGGAUGACGUGCAGGUACUGAGUUUUGAUAGAUUUUCCUGGACCACAGCAUCAUCAAAGCUUUACUUGUCACCUAGCAGUCUGCCACUAAAGAUUCCAGCAUGCAAGGGUCACAGCUUGGUUUCCUGGGGGGAAAAGGCGCUUCUGAUUGGAGGGAAAACAGAACCAGGAAGUGACAGAAUUUCAGUGUGGGCAUUUGAUACAGAGACAGAGUGCUGGUCACAUGUUGAAGCAAAAGGAGACAUACCGGUUGCUCGCAGUGGGCACACUGUUCUUAGGGCAAGCGCAGUAUUGAUAUUAUUUGGUGGUGAAGAUGCCAAAAGGAGGAAACUGAAUGACCUGCAUAUGUUUGAUCUCAAGUCCUUGACAUGGCUACCACUUCACUGCACGGGGACUGGACCUUCUCCAAGAUCAAACCAUGUGGCUGCACUUUAUGAUGAUAAGAUUCUUUUCAUAUUUGGAGGAGCAUCAAAAUCCAGGACCUUAAAUGAUUUAUACUCACUUGACUUUGAAACGAUGGCAUGGUCAAGAAUGAAGAUAAGAGGAUUCCACCCUUCACCUCGGGCUGGCUGCUGCAGUGUUCUUUGUGGUACUAAGUGGUACAUUACAGGGGGUGGAAGUAAGAAAAAGAGACAUACAGAGACUCUAAUAUUUGAUAUUAUAAAAGUGGAAUGGUCUGUGGCAAACACAUUACCUCAGUCUUCAAUCACUACCAACAAGGGUUUUAGCCUCGUACUUGUGCAACAUAAGGAAAAGGACUUUCUUGUUGCAUUUGGUGGAUUCAAAAAGGAGCCAUCGAAUCAGGUGGAAGUGUUGAUAAUUGAAAAAAAUGAACCAGGUCUUGGAAGACAUAGCACUCCCACUAAAGGUCCUGGUUCUAUAAUAUUUGACAAGCAUUCAUCAACUGCUGCAUUGCCCCCUCAACCUAGUGAUCCUUCACAGCGAUUAGUUAACUCUGUUGCUAGACAAAAUCUAGCUUCUGUUAUUGAACAUGGUUCUGGAAGGAAAUCUUUGUCAGAGUCUCUGCUUGCAGAUUCCAAUUCUCUAUCUAGUAACGUGUCUCUUCGCAGGCAAUUUGAUAAUGAAGAAGAUUACGACACAGAUGUCAGGAUAGACAAGACUGCAGAAGUGGAUGGUUGCUUCCCUCAGGUAAGGGCAACAGAUCGCAGAAUCAAUCAAAAUGAUACCGGAAAUCAGAUGAACACAAGCGGAGCCAAGAUCAGUGUAGAGGAGUCACAGUACCAACAACAAAACCUAGGAUAUGGAAAUCUAGUGAUAGAAAGUGAUGAUGUGUCAUUCCCAGAAAUCAGUAAAGCAGAACCAUCGUCCGUUUCAAAUAUCUAUCAAUACUAUGAAACUAAAAUGGCUGCACUCAUAAGGAAAAAUGGGAUUCUCGAGGGACAAUUGGCAGCGGCACUGGCAAGCCGAGAAGCUGCAGAGAAAAGCAUAGCAUCUGUUCUUAAAAGUAGGCAAGAGAUGGAAAAAAAAUUGGCUGACACAGCAAAGGAGAUGGAAUUGCUGAGGGAGAAACUAGCUAGUGUAGAGUUAGCCCAAGAAGAGGCUAAUAGCCUAUCAAACAUUGUCCAUUCUGACAAUGUAAGGCUUGAACAUGAUGUGGCUUUCCUCAAGGCUGUUUUGGAUGAUACCCAGAAGGAGUUACAUUCAACAAGAGGAGUUCUCGCAGGAGAAAGAGCCAGGGCAUUCCAAUUACAGGUUGAAGUCUUUCAUCUCAAGCAGAGAUUGCAAUCAAUGGAAAAUCGAGCACAUACCCCUAGGAAGCCUUUUCAUGUAUAGCGAAGUGUUUUGAGUGGUCAAUGAUGCCAAUGAAUUUCAGAAAAUGUGGAAGAGUUCAACUUGUACAUAUUUGAAUCAAUGAAUUCAACUUAAACAA
Prosopis cineraria is the source of this 2493-nucleotide messenger RNA. RefSeq names its product acyl-CoA-binding domain-containing protein 6. The transcript has 17 exons. NCBI's taxonomy places the organism in Eukaryota, Viridiplantae, Streptophyta, Magnoliopsida, Fabales, Fabaceae. Bases 270 to 2396 code for a protein of 708 amino acids. Gene Ontology annotation, molecular function: protein binding. The record is from RefSeq and is a predicted model, not a curated record.